ACAGAUAUUUUUGCCCGAGCAGUAAUUCAUGUGUGUGACGAUGAGUUACCUGUUGCAAAUUUGGAGUGGAAUCCCCGAAGAAGCUUGUACCUGUGCAUGCAGUCAGCUAAAACUGCUGAGUACAAGUGCCCCAAAUGAGGAGAGGCAUUGACAUAAAAGAUGGGGGUGGUAAUGUAGUAGCUUCCUUCUUCUUUGCAAACAUCGUUGCUAGCACGUCUGAUCCUCUGAGUGCUCCACUGAGCAAAAACUGGUGCUAAAAAGACGCCUCGUUGCAGUCUGCGUAAAGACUGCAGAAUAAAUGUCCUCAUGUUUGGAUGGUAAUGUUUUGCUAAACGAUACUUAUUCAUUUGGCUAUCUUAAGGACACGAAGAGCGGAUAUAACGACACAUUACAAAAAGUGGUUAUGUCAAAUUUGUCCUAUCAAAACAACGCGGAUCAACCUCGUAUUAUUGAUCAAGUUUGCAGCAUAUAUGACUUCCAAGCUAUACUUAUCAAGGUUCGAAACACUUCCGUAGUCUCGUGUACUGUUUGCCCAAUCAAAUCACUGGAUCGUGCACUUGUGACUACCAAGUAACCAAUCACAUUGCCUUUGGGUAACAGGUUGUGUUCAGAGGCUGCGGAGGAAUGGGAAUUCUCCAUUUUAAGUUUGACGAUCGACUAACCCAAGAAGAUUAGUUUUUGAGUGCGUUGACAAAAAUAAAAAAUGUUUUAAAAAUAUUAUGGUGCUCUAAGCGGUAUUAUUUUAACGACGUUCACUAUAAAGGAAGUUGUGCUGUGGGGCGUGUCCAACAUUAUGGUCAAACAUUUCCCUCUUUUGUAACGUUAGGAAAUUAUUCGAUUCUUUUAACUUAUUUCUUGUACCGGAUCUCGUGAGCUAAUGCUCUAGUGGUUUGGAGAGCCAUUGAGAAAUAGUAAUGUUAUUUAAAGCAAGUUAGGCUGGUAAAACAAUCGCUAUAUAUGCUGGCUGGUUCGCUUGAAGCGCAAAAGUUGCUCAGAUGGCAUGUGGAUCACGUGACCAGUCACUCUCAGGUCGUAGCGGUCCGAGUGUUGCUCGUGAGCGUGCCUAGGCGAAGACGGAUGGACCUGACAUAAACACCGAGAUGGACGUGGGCCGUGUGGACUUCUACAUUGGCCUCUCUCUGGCCGUGUCGUCCAGUGUUUUUAUCGGCGCUAGUUUCAUCCUGAAGAAGAAAGGCCUGCUGCGAUUGGCCAGCAAGGGAUCCACGCGAGCAGGUCAAGGCGGCUAUGCUUACCUGAAAGAAGGGCUGUGGUGGGCGGGGCUCAUUUCAAUGGGAGUCGGAGAGGCCGCCAACUUUGCAGCGUACGCGUUCGCGCCAGCGACACUUGUGACUCCUUUAGGAGCUCUAAGUGUGCUUGUAAGUGCCGUGCUCGCCUCCUAUUUCCUCAACGAGAGGCUGAACGUGCACGGCAAGAUCGGCUGUUUGCUGUGCGUGCUGGGCUCCACCGUCAUGGUGGUCCACGCUCCCCAGGAGGAGGAGGUGGCGUCCCUAAGCGUCAUGGCAGAGAAGCUUAAAGACCCAGGUUUCAUUGUGUUUGCUGUGUGCGUUGUGGGAAGCAGCCUGGUUCUUAUCUUUGCCGUGGCGCCACGCUUUGGACAGAAGAAUGUGCUGGUCUACAUCCUCAUCUGCUCUGUGAUCGGCUCCCUGUCCGUGUCCUGUGUCAAAGGCCUGGGCAUCGGUAUCAAGGAGCUUUUUUCCGGGACGGCCGUGCUGAGGGAGCCCCUCUUCUGGUCCCUGGUGGUGUGCCUGGUGGUGUGUGUCAGCAUACAGAUCAGCUACUUGAACAAAGCCCUGGACAUCUUCAACACCUCCAUCGUCACGCCCAUCUACUACGUCUUCUUCACCACCUCUGUCAUGGCGUGCUCCGCCAUCCUCUUCAAGGAGUGGCUGAGCAUGAGUGCCAACGCGGUGGUGGGCACCAUAAGUGGCUUCCUCACCAUCGUGCUGGGCAUCUUCCUGCUGCAUGCCUUCAAGGACAUCACCUUCAGCUGGGACUCGUUGCCGCUCUACCUGACCAAAGCUCCUCAGGGGCUCCAGUGGAGCUCCCAGCCUUACAUGGCCCUCCCUGGCCAGGAUGGCCUCAUGGGUGAAGAGGGGAAGCCGUCCUGAGUGGGAGACAGAAGGCUCCCUGGUUACAGUAAAACUAUGUUUUGAGCUUUUUAAAUAUCGUUUUCUCAAUUUAACACCUUUCUUGUGAAAACACUGGAUUAUUCACUCCUUGUGUUCCUAUUUCCUCAAAUAUUGUCCUCCACUCUAGUAGAUCAUCUUAAUUGUCCACUUAAAUGCCUUCUUUUCCACAAAAAUAACAGGGGGUGCCACCAAGUACUUUUACUCUUGGUGUGUCCUUCCAGUAAAUGCUGGGUACUUUCGCCUCUGUCCACUGUUUGAGGAAAUCAUGCACUUAAAUGACACUAAGUGCUGUAAUUACUUUUACUAUAGGUGCAUUACAAAAGGUACGCUCUUCGGUUAAGUGCAUAAUUGGAUACUAUUUGAGGAAAUACGGUAAUUAUUCAUAUAUCCAGAUAUUUUUCAUUUCUUUGCAUUCCAUAUUUAAUUAACUAAACCUUGCGCUUCAGCCUACAUUAGUCUUAAUGAACCUGUAGGCAAUUAACAUGUAGGUUUUGCAUGUUCUUAAUCUUUGUCAUCUUAUGCAAUGCAUCAUUCUUGAGCCACUUCAAUCACAACACAACUACAUUUGAUCAAUUCAUCUGAUAAAUGCAUGUUAUACCGCAGCAAAUAUGAAAAGCUACACCAAAGAAAUGAUUUGUCUUACUGUAAGCAAACUUUUGUGAGCAAUAUGUAUAAAUAUUCACACAGGAUCACUUACAACUUGUGUUUAAUGCAUAUGUACAAUCCAACGUAUAGCAGUUAAACAUGCAUCCUCAGUCAUUGCUGUGAUGUUAAAUUAGCCUGUGUGGCAAACUGAAUGUUCCAGUUGAUGCCUCCCAACUGCUUGGAACGUCAAUAGGCAGCCAUGAGGUCAGUGACCUAGCUUCUGUGUCGAGAUGACUUUCCAAACCGGCAGCAUCAGAACAGCAGGAGAACAAAUCAAGGUGCACAUGCUGUUAAUGUGAGGCACUUGUAACAAAUCACUGUUGUUUCUUUUGCAAACAGAUUCGCUUUGCACCAGAGUCAUUCAUUUUAGUCCGCCAUGCUGUCCGAGAAAGACCCUCGACUCCUCUGGGUCUGUUCCAGUCUGUUUAGGAUGAACUGGCUGGUGUCUAUGAAUCUCUCCACGCAGUUGACAAAGCAUGUUUCUGUCCUGGAGUCCAGCUUUGGGCCUGGUUUGUCCAUGCAGUUCUCCUGGGGAGGGGGGAAACACAAGUCAUUAAAUCAGGGGAUGAGUCUGGCACAGGUGGCAUUGUUGAGAAAUACAUCUUAAUUUUAUUUUCUUUUUUUAAAAGUUGAAAUAUUAACAGAAAUCCCACUGAUACUGGUAAGUACUUAACUUAAACAAAAGCUGUUAAUUGAAAUAAUAUAUACCAGUGAUUUUCAAAGUGUGGCACAGUGAGCCUUCCUUGAUUUUGAUUUGGUUUGUUUAUUUGAACAUUUUAUUUCACUUCAGUAUACAUCACUUAUCACAUUUCCACAUGUUCAAAAGGAGUAGGAAGAAGCAGAGCUUAAUCAAUCCUACACGAGAAAAUGAUUAAGCAAUAUAACAAUGUAUUUCAAUGAAACUGAGGUUUGUAAAUCGGUAUGGACAAAUUGCAUGAAGUGCAGGUGCCGUAUGGCUUAGCAUUGUAUUUCCCUGUGGUUCAGGACUCCGCUUCCUUAUACACUAAGUCCCCAACUUACGAACACAAUUGGUUCCAGACGACCGUUCUUAUGUUGAAUCGUUCUUAAGUAGGGGAAAAGGUAACACUACCAAUGAUAUAGGUACUACAUGUACAUGUAUACAUAUACAGUCUAUGUGUAUGUAUGUAAAUAUGAGUUUGGAUGCAGUAGUAAUAUUAAACGAGGAUAAUUAAUGAAAAAAACA
This is a messenger RNA of Dunckerocampus dactyliophorus (ringed pipefish), 3999 nucleotides long. RefSeq lists its product as uncharacterized. The record is from RefSeq and is a predicted model, not a curated record. Gene Ontology annotation, biological process: magnesium ion transport. The transcript has 6 exons. Gene Ontology annotation, molecular function: magnesium ion transmembrane transporter activity. Gene Ontology annotation, cellular component: membrane. The coding region runs from base 1101 to 2129 and encodes 342 amino acids. NCBI's taxonomy places the organism in Eukaryota, Metazoa, Chordata, Actinopteri, Syngnathiformes, Syngnathidae.